Molecule: messenger RNA, 303 nt
Organism: Arctia plantaginis
Lineage: Eukaryota; Metazoa; Arthropoda; Insecta; Lepidoptera; Erebidae
Source: the annotation of a GenBank genome assembly
AUGGGUGUAUUAUUAAAUUUGUUUUUAUUUGUGACCGUUUUGGUGCCUGGUGUUUUUGGCCAAGAGGCUGCGACGUGCUAUGGUGCUGGUAGCGUCGCUGGCGCGGCAAUCGGUGCUUUCAUUGCUGCACUUCUUUUAGUGGCAGCUGCCUAUUACUUGAGAAAACUUUAUUGGAAAUCACGAAAAGUCACAAGACACAGACUAAACAAAAUAAUUGAAGGUAGCAAAAACGAAGACGUAACAAAUCCGUAUGUACACACUUCUCAAGUUACUGUUAAACGUUCAUUGAAUAUGUAUGACUAA